Messenger RNA from Fusarium musae, 885 nucleotides. RefSeq lists its product as uncharacterized. Bases 1 to 885 code for a protein of 294 amino acids. Lineage: Eukaryota; Fungi; Ascomycota; Sordariomycetes; Hypocreales; Nectriaceae. The record is from RefSeq and is a predicted model, not a curated record. The transcript is spliced from 2 exons.
AUGUCUGGGCAUCAGAAAUCCACAGGCGGAGGCUCAUCUCCAGUUGAAGUAACGUCGGCGUCGGAUAGUAACCCCGUUCAGAUCAUCUUGACACCGCCUACACCAAUCGUCUCCACUGGAAAUUUUGACCGACGAGGGGAAGACACGCUCAAGGAGGUCCUCCCUGCGGUGUCUGAGGAGAAAGAAGUUGUUCAGAAGGCAGAUGGAUCCGAUGAGAAAGAAGUCUAUGUUGUGAACGAGGGGCAUGAUGAGAAGGAGGUCUGUGUACCCACCGCGGAGAAAGAGGUUUAUGACCAUGGGCUCGAGAAGGAGGUCCACGACUUGAGGAUUCAUGAUAGACAUGAUAAGAAGCAAAUCUACGAUCCAAACGAAAGUAUUGCUCGAGUGCAACGCAUCGGCUCAACAGAAAAAGAAGCUACCCCUCAAACAAACUACGAGGAUGAGACAUCUAUGGCGGCUCAUAAAUACAACAGCAACACGACUGAGCGAAGAGAAAGUAUCUUAACUGCAUCCACCGGAACAUCAGAGAAAAAGGACAGCGCUGCUCGGGGUUACUACCAACGCCAAGUCAACAAGUGGAACCAAGCAGUAGACAAGAAGAAGAAGGCCUGGACGACAUUCACCAACAAUUCCACUGCGGCUAUGACAGAGAAGGCCAAUCAAAUCGACAAGGGAUUCAAGGAUCGUUGCACGGCAUUCGAGAAUGGCACUACAACUAAACUGAGCCAGCUUGAUAGAAGCAUCAGCGAUAGUGUUGAUCGAGCCGGAAAGAAUGUCAACAGCAAGGUUGCGAAUUGGAAGACGGGUAUGGGAAACAUGAAGAGCCAGAGUAUGAGCAGUGUCAAGACCUUAGGAUCUCGAUGUCAGUCUGCUCAUACACGAUAG